ACGGCGCAUCUGCAGGCUGAGAACGAACCAAAUGAGUUCACAUCACAGGUAUACAUGUAGGCUUUCAUAUCUGUGAAACUGGCGUUAAAAUGAUACCCGGUCGACGUUAUAAAGUGGAAUAACAUUAAUUUAAAAGUGUCCUGUCAGCAACGUCGCGUUAUUUUAACUUCAUCAUGGGAUUACGCAUAUUUGACACGCUCCUUUACGCGUACGCGCGCAUCUUUGUACUUAUGUUCCUACUGCAUGCUGUCCUAUCUCAAAACAGUCCGGAUACAAGGAGGCAAAGCAGUAACCAACAAAGUGCGGCACUUCGGCAGACGUUACAAUGGGCGCACAAUGGUAAUAUUUUUAGCCUGCUAAGCCAGGGCUCUCAGUACCAACCGGCGCGCCAAAGGGACGCAGCUAAUGACAACCUGCAAUCAAGACCUGUCACCAUCAUUCGCGACGGAGACGCAGCGAGAACCCGAGAGCUGGUUCAGCCCUCCAGCCGCGCGCCUGCUCCGGACUCAGGCAAUCCGCUCCCAGCGCGUGGACACGGACGACGCUGGCUUCCACCUCAAGUUCAACGGCGCGUGACACCAGCAGACGACGAACAGCAGCAGCAGCCUGCAGGCGACCUCAUGAGGACGCAUCCACACAACACGACCAAGAAUGACACCAAUGACGCGUCCCUGCCACGGAGAGAGGACAUGAUGGUCGCCGAUGACCCUUAUGACCCAUACAAGUCCACCGACAGAGAUAACCCAUACUACAACCACUAUGACGCGUACGAGCAGCCCAGACCCCGAUCCAGAGCGGGAUACGGCACAAGGUACCAUCAGUACGGUCUCCCGGACCUUGUGCCAGACCCGUACUACAUCCAGUCCUCUGCAUAUGUGCAGAGGGUCCCCAUGUACAACCUGAGAUGUGCAGGGGAAGAGAACUGCCUGUCAAGCUCCGCCUACCGCGGUGACGUCCGGGACUACGACACCCGGAUGCUCCUGAGGUUCCCUCAGAGGGUGAAGAACCAGGGGACGGCUGACUUCCUGCCCAGCAGACCGCGCUACUCCUGGGAGUGGCACAGCUGCCAUCAGCACUACCACAGCAUGGAUGAGUUCAGCCACUAUGAGCUUCUGGACUCCAGCACCCAGCACUCCGUGGCCGAGGGCCACAAGGCCAGCUUCUGCCUGGAGGACACGUCCUGCGACUACGGCUAUUACAGGCGCUUCGCCUGCACGUCACACACCCAGGGUCUGAGCCCGGGAUGCUACGACACUUAUAACGCGGACAUCGACUGCCAGUGGAUCGACAUCACAGAUGUGAAGCCUGGAAACUUUGUCCUCAAGGUCAGUGUGAAUCCCAGCUAUCAGGUGCCAGAGUCUGACUACAGCAACAAUGUGGUGCGCUGCGACGUCCGGUACACCGGGAACUACGCCUACGUUUCCGGCUGCCACAUAUCUCCGUAUUAGGAAAUGGCAUUAAGAUCAUCUGUGGGCAUCUGUCUGAUGAAGAAGGCUGCAUCACAAAAGGAAAUAGAAUGGAGAUAAUUAGGUUACUCUACACCAGGGGUCAGCAACCCUAGGCACGCGUGCCACCACUGGCACGGGGCAGCAUAAUCAUUGGCACACUAAAAAAAAAAAAUAUAUAUAUAUAUAUUUUUUUUUUUAUUUUAUUAUUAAAAUUAAAAUUCACAGCACAAUGCAGCAGCAUAAUCAUUACUACCGAUUUUGCACUAUUCUGUUUUGGGAUCAAUUAAUAGUUUUUAAACCUAAAUUGUGAGUAAUAGAAAAGAAAAUAUUUAAAAUAUGGUUGCAAGUGGUGUUGUUGCUGUAUGCAUCGCCUUCACAUGGUUUUGCAUAGCUGUACAUGUCUUAAAGAUAUUGAUGUGGAUGGCUUCAACAUUCUCAUAUAUUCUCGUCAGAAUUCAGCUAUAUUUUAUAUAUUGUUGCUUAAGGCACACUCAUUAACGAGGAAAUUUCAAACUGGCACUGCAUGUUGAAAAGGUUGCUGACCCCUGCUCUACACUGUUUCUUUGCAAGCUUCACAUUAAAGUCAAAUGAAUCAAACUUUCGUUUAAUGUAUCAAUUUAUGUAGGGUAGGAUUUUUCAUAAAGUUAUUGAAUGUUAAUAAUUGAUUGAAUCAACAUUUCUCCCCAGGCAGAUUUGUAUUCCAAGCAUAGUACAUGAAUGCCCAUUUUAUUUUGUAUUAAAGUGUUUUAUGAACAUAUUGCUCUUUUUUACAUUGUACUGAUUCCCCGCAUGACUUGCAACUUCUUCUACACAUAAAAAUGGUCAAAGUGAA
Molecule: messenger RNA, 2280 nt
Organism: Gadus morhua (Atlantic cod)
Lineage: Eukaryota; Metazoa; Chordata; Actinopteri; Gadiformes; Gadidae
Gene: loxa
Product: lysyl oxidase a
Exons: 7
Coding region: 174-1448 (424 amino acids)
Biological process (GO): collagen fibril organization; peptidyl-lysine oxidation
Molecular function (GO): protein-lysine 6-oxidase activity; copper ion binding
Source: RefSeq, a predicted model, not a curated record